AUGGAGACGAUCAAGAAGGCAGACGUCGGUUCGCUCGGGGACGUUGCCAGUCAGGUCACGGAGCACGGUCAGAAAAUCGCCGAGACUCUGCAGGACGUCACCGUCAAGGACAUCGGGAAGGCUGUGCCUGGCACCGCGAGCACCGCGGUGGAGGAAGCUGUGGGCCAGGCCACGGACAAGCUCGGAGGCGUCGUGGGCACGCUGUCCAAGCCAGACCUGGUCGACAGGGCAAAGACCGUCAACGUGCAGGACGCCCUGGAGCUGGCCAACUCUGACGGCGUCAAGCGCGGCGCCGAGAUGAUCAGGGGCUCCAGUCUGGACGAUUUGGGGCACUCCCUUCGCGGCGCCAAGCCGGAGGAUAUCAAGAGAACGGUGGCAAACCCUCAGGAUCCGGAUGCCGUCAACCGAGCCGUGAGGGGUCGGCCCGCCCACGGCAUGGCCCAGGACGACUUAGAUGCAGAAGGCGCAGGGGGCGGGAGCGCUGUGGUUGCCGGGCUAGCUGUGGUGUGCGCGCUGGCCCUGGGCGGCUAUCUGCUGUUCCAGCACCUCACCAAACCCAGGCCAGCGGGGCUGCCCAUGCUGACUGGCGAAUCCGAGCGGGAGAACAUCAUGAUGACCACCCAUUGGAUGGGCAGCAGCGCUCGAGAGGUGAUCGCCAGCAGCAGCGGCACGCAGGCUGGGAACCCGGAAGGGUUCACCCGCUUCUAG
Molecule: messenger RNA, 708 nt
Organism: Prorocentrum cordatum
Lineage: Eukaryota; Dinophyceae; Prorocentrales; Prorocentraceae
Source: the annotation of a GenBank genome assembly